GUAAAUAAAUCGAAAAUGGCGUCGUUUUGCCGAUUAGAUGAAUCAAAGAAUAAUUUAUGUGAUGUCCUGUUAUAAUUAAGCUAAUACAAUUUAUUAUAUAUAUUAUUCCAUUAUACGAUAUAUUUUUUGGUGUCAUUGUUCAGUGUUAAUUAAUAAGAAGCUGUGAAUAAUUCGCGUGAAGCGAGAUGGUGUUCUUUCUAGUUGCGUGAUAUAAAAGUGUUUACAUGAAUUCGGCGCGGGUGCUCCGGCCAAUAUGCUGCCCACAGUGGAGGAGAGCCGGGGUUACGAUUUCCAGGACCCCGAGAAUGCGGAGAAAUGGCGCGGACUGUUCAUCAAUUCAUUCCGAAAGAUCCUCGUGUCGCUACACCCGACGCUGACCGCGGAGGAUAGCGCGCUGGAAUUCGUCGAGUCGCUCUGCUUAAAGCUGCUGGCAAUGCUGUGCGCGGUGCCGCCUCCGCUCACUGCGCAGGAUGUGGAGGAACGCGUCGCGCGUACAUUCCCCACGCCGCUGGACAGUUGGGCGAUCGGCGAGACGCGUGAUCCUUCCAGCGUGAGACGGAAAAAGUUGGUGCUACCACUGGAGAAGAUCCAUCACCUGCUGCAGAAGGAGGUGCUCCUGUACAAGAUCGAUACGUCGGUGUCGGCGUGUAUGACCAGCGUGCUGGAGUACGUCAGCACCGACAUCCUCAGGCUGUCCGGUACGUUCGUGAAGACGAUAUCGCAGAAGAGCGGCUACCAAGUGAUAACGACGAGCGAUAUCAAAACGGCCAUGUGUGCCGACAAGGUGCUGGUGGACGUGUUCUACCAGGAGCCGGCGCUGGCGGGCGGCGCCAGCGCGGCGGGCUCGCGCGCGCAGGGCUACGGCGAGCUGGUGCGCGACCUGCUGGCCGACGAGCGCGCCUUCCUAAGGGACCUCAACCUCGUCGUGCGCGUCUUCAAGGACGAGCUGGACAAGAUCCUGGACGGCGACUGCAAGACGAUAUCUCUGAUCUUCGGCAACAUCGUCGACAUAUACGAGCUGACGGUGACGCUGCUCGGCAACUUGGAGGACGCCAUGGAGAUGUCGCAAGACUCGCACACGCCCUACAUUGGGAGCUGCUUUGAAGAACUGGCCGAGGUGGAAGAGUUCCGAGCGUACGUGCGCUACGCGAACAUCGUCACGAAGAAGGAGUCGAGGGAAGCGCUGCAGAAGAUUGUGGACGAUCCCGUGCGCUCGGAGCGGCUGGACACGGCGGGGCACGGCUUCCGGCUGGCCGUGAAGUACUGCCUGCCGCGGCUGCUGCUGGCGCCCGUGGCGCACGUGCUGCUGUACCACAGCUACGUGCGCGCGCUGCUCACCGCCGCGCCCGCCUCCGACGACCGCGAGAGCUUCAAGCAGGUGGAGUGCAAUCUGCAUCCGAUAAAGAAACUGCUGACGAAGGCGCUGGGAAACGGACCGAAAUUGGAGGGCGCGGUGCGCUCGCUGUGGCGCGCGCGGCGGCAGCUGGCCAUCGACAAGUGCGGCGAGCUGGCGCGCCUCGUCGACAACUGGGACGCGCGCGACGUGCCGCACUGCUGCAACGAGUUCAUACGCGAGGAUUCGCUGUCGAAAAUCGGUCCCGGCAAGCGGAUAGCGGAGCGCCGGGCGUUCCUCUUCGACGGACUAUUACUUCUCUGUAAGCCCGUCACUAGUCUGGUAACUGUAAAUAGUGGUGUGACGUCGGGUGGUUUGCAGCAAUUAAAAUUAAAAGAAAAAUUACAUAUACGGAAAUUGAAGAUCGUUGAUCGGGCUGACGGCGAAGAGGGCCGCAACCUCAUCGAGCUGUGCCCACGCGUGGGCCCGCCUGUGCUACUGGCGGCCGCCUCUAGCGCUGACAAGCGCAGCUGGAUGGCUGACCUCGUGCUGCUCAACACCAAGCCCAUGUUGGACCGCAGUCUCGACAGCAUCCUGCUGGACCUGGAGCGUCGCCACCCGCUGCAGCUGCCGCCGGCGUCGCUGUACCGGUUCGCGGAGCCCGACUGCACCGAUAACAUCGUGCUGGAGGAGCGCCCCGGGAACGCGCCCCUCAUCAAGGGCGCGACUCUGCUGAAGCUGGUGGAGCGGCUCACCUACCACGUGCACGCGGACCUGAACCUCGUGCGCACCUUCCUCACCACCUACCGCUCCUUCUGCUCGCCCGCGGAGCUGUUGGACCUGCUCAUCGAGCGCUUCGACAUCCCCGAGCCGCACCUCGUGUACGACGCGCCGCGACCCGCGGAGUGCGUGGAGAUGUCCGCCAGUAGCGACGCAGAGAAACUGAGCAAGAACACCGCCAGAGAGGACUGGAAGAGGUACCGGAAGGAGUUCCAGCAGCCUGUCAAGUUCCGUGUAAUAAACGUACUUCGUCACUGGGUGGAUCAACACUUCUACGAUUUCGAAAGAGAACCGGCGCUGUUGGAGAAGCUCAUAGCAUUUUUGGAGUCCGUUGACGGGAAACCGAUGAAGAAAUGGGUCCAGAGCGUGCUCAAAACCGUUCAGAGAAAGUGCGCACAGAGCGGCCAGGGUGAGGCGGAGUUCGGUGGUGGGGGGGCCCUGCCGGGCGCGGCGGUGUCGUGUGGGGGCCCGGGCCCGGGGGGCGUGUCGCACGUGUUCGACCGCUCGCCCCCCGCGCCGCUGCGACACGUGGACGACCCCGAGCGGUACAACUGGCACCCCCUCGCGCUGCACCCGCUGGAGCUGGCCCGCCAGCUAACUCUGUUGGAAUUCCAGCUCUAUCGGCAGGUGAAACCCUCGGAGUUGGUUGGGGCCGUGUGGACGAAAAAAGACAAGGAGAAGACCAGCCCCAACUUACUGAGGAUUAUCAAGCAUACAACUAACUUCACGCGCUGGAUGGAGAAGUGGGUGGUGGAGAGCGAGAACCUGGAGGAGCGCGCGGCGGUGCUGGCGCGCCUGCUGGAGCUGGCGCUGGCGCUGCGGGACCUCAACAACUUCAACGGCGUGCUGGGCGUGGUGGCGGCGUGCGGCUCGGCCUCCGUGCACCGCCUGCGCGCCACGUUCGCGCUGCUGCCGCCGCGCCUGGCGCGCGCGCUGCACCAGCUGCGCGACCUCAACUCCGACCACUUCCGCCGCUACCAGGAGCGCCUGCGCAGCAUCAACCCGCCCUGCGUGCCCUUCCUCGGCAUGUACCUCACCAACAUCCUGCACAUCGAGGAGGGGAACCUCGACUACCUGCCGAACUCGGAACUGAUCAACUUCUCGAAGCGCCGCAAGGUGGCGGAGAUCACGGGAGAGAUCCAGCAGUAUCAGAAUCAGCCCUACUGUCUCACGGUCGAGCCUCGGACGAGGGCGUUUCUGGACUCGCUGGAGCCGUUUCCUGGCAUGGACGACAAAGAGGUGACCGACUAUCUCUACGCGAAAAGCCUCGAGAUCGAACCGCGGAUGCCUCUCAAGCAAAUGCCGAAAUUCCCACGACGAUAUCCUGACCUCUCACUGAAGCCGGUCAAGGUGAAGGUCUCCGAUGACAACACAAAUGUAGCUCAGCUGUCGCCGACGAGCACGUGGGACGGUAUCUCCGUGGUGUCGCUACCUGUACACGAUCACGGAUCCCGGGAAGACCGAGGGUCGCUGACGUCGCCCCGGCUGGAGCGCUCGUGCUCCAGCUCGCUCGCUCAGCUCGGACAGCUCAGCCUCUUCGACAAGGGCCUGGCGCUCUUCGACAAGAGCAAGUCCGUCGCCACGCUCAACAGGAACAGCGGGUCGGCGCGGGACGAGCCGCCCUCCCCGCGGGACAGCCACUCGCCAAGCAAGUGGAGCUCGAGCAGCACGUGCUCCAGCAGCGCGCGGCGCGCCGCGCUGUCGCCGCGCGGGGCCAUCGUGGACGCCGAGCUGUUCUACUCGCGCAGCAUGGACCACCUCGCGUGCCGCAAGCAGGACGCGCCGCCGCCGCAGGAACGCGUGCCGCCCCUGCUGCCGCGUGCGUGCGGGGGCCCCGAGUCCCGCGACGAGGCCCCUCCCGUCGUGCCGAGGAGGCCGUCGUCGCCUCAUGCGGCAGCGUGCGAGCCGCCCCCCGAGCCCCCGGACCGCCCUCUGCCGAGUCCGAAGCACCAUGAACUGUUCCGAAGUCCAGCCAUGUCUCCGAAGCGGUCCCCUGCGCCUGCCCCUCCCAUCAGUCCGCUGUUACUAGACAGAGCUGCUUUUAGUUUUCCAUCGGCGACUUCGCCGUCAGCGCAUCAUAAUUCGGAGGGCGCAGCCCCGCCGCCGCUACCGCCGCGGCGCCGCCGGGACUCCGCCGCGCCGCACACGCCGCACCUCUCGUCGUGGAACGAGUGUGCGACGGGCGGGUCCCCCUCGGGGUCCUCUCCCGCGGCGCCGGGCCCCCCAGCGCAGGCUGCGGGCGGGGGCCCUCCUCCGCUACCACCGCGGCCUCCGCCUCCUCCCGAGCUGCUGCGGCCGGCGCACUCGGCGCUGCUGCAGCGGAGACACACCGCCGCAUUAGCUCCAAAACUACCACCUAAACCAGCGGCGGCGGCGGUCGCGCCGCGAACGUAACCACCACCGCACUACCGCCCGAGCCCACCACGCGCCGAGCAGCGGCCGUCACGAGGCGACACCCGACCCUACCUCCCCCCACCCCACCGUGACAGGCGAGCGUAAGCGGUACACCGAUAGAUAGAAUAUAAUGAAAGAAUCAACUAAUUACGAUAAAACGUACAUGUUAUGUCGUCUUGGAAUGUUAAUUAAACAUUACGAAUCAGUUAAA
Messenger RNA from Vanessa atalanta (red admiral), 4718 nucleotides. It is a transcript of the gene Sos, whose product is annotated as protein son of sevenless. Lineage: Eukaryota; Metazoa; Arthropoda; Insecta; Lepidoptera; Nymphalidae. Bases 254 to 4507 code for a protein of 1417 amino acids. The record is from RefSeq and is a predicted model, not a curated record. The transcript is spliced from 34 exons. Gene Ontology annotation, molecular function: protein heterodimerization activity; guanyl-nucleotide exchange factor activity. Gene Ontology annotation, cellular component: plasma membrane. Gene Ontology annotation, biological process: Ras protein signal transduction; positive regulation of GTPase activity.